Molecule: messenger RNA, 1110 nt
Organism: Annulohypoxylon maeteangense
Lineage: Eukaryota; Fungi; Ascomycota; Sordariomycetes; Xylariales; Hypoxylaceae
Product: PLC-like phosphodiesterase
Exons: 5
Coding region: 1-1110 (369 amino acids)
Biological process (GO): lipid metabolic process
Molecular function (GO): phosphoric diester hydrolase activity
Source: RefSeq, a predicted model, not a curated record
AUGGCUUUGGAUCCCAAGCCCUCAUUCAUUAGUCAGCCCGCUCCCCAGCAACCGCUGGAAGAGGCGCCUCCCGUCGACGAACAAACACCGUUAAUCAAGCCCGGCAAAGCGAUAAUGGAAGAUGGGGGUCCGGCAGGUAUUCCGGUACCCCGCUCUCGUAACGAUGCCACCACUUCCCCCGGAUCGCGACGUCUACCGCAAGCCAUAGCUCACCGAGGAUACAAGGUCGUCGCCCCAGAAAAUUCGAUGCUCGCGUUUCGAGCAGCUGUUGAGGUGGGCGCGCAUGCCAUCGAGACCGACUUACACCUAUCUAAAGACGGCGUCGUUGUUCUAUCGCAUGAUGCCGCACUCAAGCGAUGCUUUGGAGAGGAUUCCAAGGUUCGCGACCACGAAUGGAGAUACCUAAGCACAUUACGAACAAUACGUAAACCCGAGCAAUCUAUGCCCCGCCUAGUCGAUCUGCUCGAAUAUUUAAAUCAGCCGGGGGUAGAGCACGUUUGGAUUAUGCUUGAUAUCAAGACGCAUGACGAUGCUACCGAACUCUUGCGAAGGACGGCAGAAGCCAUAGCUUCGGUGCCGGGGAUACGGCCGUGGAGUGAGAGGAUAUUACCUUGCUGCUGGAAUAUAGAAUACGUGAAGCUAACCAAGGAGUUCCUACCCGGGUUUCCGAUCGCCCACGUAGGAAUUUCAAGCGUAUAUGCAAGGGCGCUUGCGAGCUUCAUGCCUAGCCUGUCCGUCAGUAUGGUACGCAAUCUUUUAGCUAUGCCAAUUACCGGCUGGCGCUUCAUACGGGAUAUGAAGAAGUCAGGUCAUCCCAUUUACACGUGGACGGUUAACGACGAAUCUUGGAUGGAGUGGAGCAUCCAGAAAGAGCUCGAUGGUGUUAUAACAGACGACCCUAAGUUGUUCCUAGAGGUUUGUAAUCGUGCCGCGGGUAAAGAGGCAGACGGCCGGGCGAGAAGACCGGCCACUAGACCCCUCAAGAUCAUCGCGAGAGAUAUGUUUGAUUGGGUACGGUACAUUCCUCUCAUGGCCCUGAUCAUGACCAUCUACUUCGUUAGAUACGGGUUGCCCCAGACACAGGUUCGAAAGACGCUGGGCAGUAAAUAG